Messenger RNA from Plutella xylostella (diamondback moth), 1013 nucleotides. It is a transcript of the gene Smug, whose product is annotated as Single-strand-selective monofunctional uracil-DNA glycosylase. Gene Ontology annotation, molecular function: oxidized pyrimidine nucleobase lesion DNA N-glycosylase activity; single-strand selective uracil DNA N-glycosylase activity. Gene Ontology annotation, biological process: base-excision repair. The record is from RefSeq and is a predicted model, not a curated record. Lineage: Eukaryota; Metazoa; Arthropoda; Insecta; Lepidoptera; Plutellidae.
GUCAUUGGUCUUUGCUCGUUUUGUUGUUUAUUGCAUGUCUAUUGUUUGAGUCUUCUACGAUAUAAAGAAAACUAAUUUAAUUAAUUAAAAUUCAAUAGUUUGCUAUUAAAUAAUAACCAUGGAGGAAGACAACAUAGUCUCUUCUUUCUUUGUUGAAAAUGCUGUUGAGGCAGAUAAACAUGAAACAAUCCCAGAAGAUUUCCUAGACUUAAUUGAUGAGUUAAACCUUAAACUGUCUGAAUUUCAAAUACCAUCGCCAGUCGAAUGUGUUUACAAUCCUACCCUGUAUGCCAGACAAUCCUUUGAAAUGUACAUCCGAAACUUUUGCAAUUCAAAGAAAAAGAUAAUGUAUUUUGGAAUGAACCCGGGUCCGUGGGGAAUGUCACAAACUGGAGUGCCAUUUGGUGAAGUAAACUUGGUAAGGGAUUGGCUGGGAAUCAAUGGUCCUGUGGGAAAACCUGAAAAAGAACUGAAAGCUCGACCUGUCAAUGGCUUUGGGUGUACUAGAUCUGAGAUCAGUGGAAAGCGGUUUUGGAAUCUUUUUAAAUCAAUAUGUGGAGUCCCGCAAAACUUUUUCCAGACAAGUUUUGUUUACAAUUAUUUACCACAACAGUGGCUGAAAAGUAAUGGCUGCAAUGUUACUCCAGGUGACUUUAAAGCAUCUCAAAUGCAACCACUAUAUGAUAUGUGUGACCCAACAUUUAUUAAAGUGUUAAAGUUAUAUGAUGUUCAAAUCAUUGUAGCCAUUGGAAAGUUCUGUGAAACAAGGGCUAAAAAAGCUGUUGAAAAACACCUACCAAAUAGUUCUGUUCAGAUAUAUUAUCUACCGCACCCCAGUCCAAGGACAGUAAACAAUAACGAUUGGGAUAAAAAAGCUAUCGAACAUUUGAAUAAAUACAACCUGAUCCAGUACUAUAAUAAUAGCAUUAAAACUGAAGAAAAAACUUGAAAGGAGAAGUAAUGUAAUGAUGUUGAUUAAGUAUUGUUUAAGUAUUGUAAUAAUUCAUCGACUU